Molecule: messenger RNA, 672 nt
Organism: Penicillium soppii
Lineage: Eukaryota; Fungi; Ascomycota; Eurotiomycetes; Eurotiales; Aspergillaceae
Product: pyridoxine/pyridoxamine 5'-phosphate oxidase
Exons: 1
Coding region: 1-672 (223 amino acids)
Biological process (GO): pyridoxine biosynthetic process
Molecular function (GO): pyridoxamine phosphate oxidase activity; FMN binding
Source: RefSeq, a predicted model, not a curated record
AUGUCGAUUGACGGUACAUCUUUCAGAACAGAACUCCGCAACACAAAAGUUCUAGAAGGACCCUUCCCACCCCUAAAUUUCGACAAAUUCCCCCCAACCCCCCAAGAUGCCUUCAAGAAUUGGUUCCACGAAGCUGUGACAGCAAACGUGCGUGAACCACACGCCAUGACGCUCUCAACAGUCGACGAAGAAGGAUGCCCAGAUGCGCGUGUCCUCAUCCUCAAGAACGUUGAUAAUCGCGGCUGGCAUUUCGCCGUCAAGGCUGACAGUCCCAAAGGCAAACAGUUGGCUGGGAAUGGAGCUGCGGCUUUAACUUUCUAUUGGCCCUUGCUUGCUAGACAAGUGAGGGUUAGGGGGAUAGCUAUUGCGUUGCCUGACGAGGAGAGUGCGUUGGAUUAUCAGGCUAGACCUGUUGCUUCGAAGGUUGGUGCUGUUGCGUCGGAGCAGAGUGAGGUCCUUGGUGACUGGAAGGAUUUGGAGAGGAAGUUAAUUGCUACUGAGGAGGCUUUAGGGAAGAAUUCUAUGACUGGGGUUGAGAAGUGGAGGGUUUAUGCUGUUGAUGCUAGUUCUGUUGAGUUUUGGCAGGGCGAUGCCAGUCGGCUUCAUCAGCGAUUGCGAUAUGUUUGGAGUAAGGGCGAUUGUCAAUGGGUGAAGCAGUUGCUUUGGCCUUAG